Molecule: messenger RNA, 519 nt
Organism: Mesorhabditis spiculigera
Lineage: Eukaryota; Metazoa; Nematoda; Chromadorea; Rhabditida; Rhabditidae
Source: the annotation of a GenBank genome assembly
AUGGAUAUGGGCCCGUGCAUGGCUCAAGCGCUCUGGGAAUUCGACUUGCGCAAGGCAACACUGAGCUUGAUGAAAGCUUCAGAAAUAGCGCGCAUGCUAGCCGAUAUCAAAAAGAAACUACAGCACCUGUUUUUGGAAGACGGCAGGAAAGUCGGGGAGCAGCAAAGACACGGGGUCGACACCGAAGAAAAGCUUGCCAAGGCAAGGCAGACCUACGAGGAGUACCUCACCGACCGGCUCAAUCACUACUUGAAAAUUUUUGAAGAUGUGCUCAGGAUUGGAGCGUUGGCUGGACACCCCGGAUGUUGUAACGCCCUGCAGGGUGUUGCGUGUUUUCGGCAAACAUUGGUGCCAUUGAUCGCGGAACUGCUCGCGUGGUUUAUCGAAAAAUGCGAAGCCCACUACGCAUCAAUAGCGCAAUAUGGCCAAUGGGUGACGGUGGCAGGAGUUGUUGGAGCGGCGCUCUGGGGCGGCUUCAAGCUGUUCGAAUCGAUGAGUAAGAGCCGAAGGAAUCACCAA